This is a messenger RNA of Limulus polyphemus (Atlantic horseshoe crab), 1659 nucleotides long. RefSeq names its product calcium-transporting ATPase sarcoplasmic/endoplasmic reticulum type-like. The transcript is spliced from 15 exons. The annotation marks the transcript as partial. Gene Ontology annotation, molecular function: ATP binding; ATP hydrolysis activity; P-type calcium transporter activity. The record is from RefSeq and is a predicted model, not a curated record. Gene Ontology annotation, biological process: calcium ion transmembrane transport; intracellular calcium ion homeostasis. Gene Ontology annotation, cellular component: membrane. NCBI's taxonomy places the organism in Eukaryota, Metazoa, Arthropoda, Merostomata, Xiphosura, Limulidae.
AUGUGUAUAUCGUGUACUCGAAAUGUUAUAUAACUAAUACUAGGUGUAUUUAAAGUUAGGCUUAAUGGAAUAUAACGUAUAAUUAUAGUAAAUGGGAUUUGGUGGAAAUUAAUUAAAAUCAGUUUAAGUGUUUUCAUAAUCUAUUCAUUUACAUUAGGUCAUAUACGAGGUAAACUGUGUGUGUUUAUUAAUAUUAUCAAUUAUCAUGAUAAUAUUUUAAAGGUAGCAACAGGUUACAAGCUCAAGUGUUUUUGAUCAAAGGGGUUUUUCUGCACGAUCAGAUACUUUUAUAAAAUUGUGUGCAAACUGGAAUACUAACAAGUAGUGGUGAAGUUGAUACAAAAGUCAUGGAGUUAGCACACACAAAAAGCUACCAAGAAAUCUUAGACUAUUUUUCAACUGACCUUGAAAGAGGGUUGUCUGAGGAGCAAGUUCAAAAAAAUUUAGAAAAAUUUGGACCUAAUGAAUUACCUGCUGAAGAAGGUAAACCUCUAUGGCAGCUUAUACUGGAACAAUUUGAUGAUCUACUAGUGAAGAUUUUAUUAUUAGCUGCUGUAAUUUCUUUUGUUUUAGCUUUAUUCGAAGAAAAUGAUGGACAAAUCACAGCUUUUGUUGAGCCGUUUGUCAUCCUUCUUAUCCUUAUUGCGAAUGCUGUUGUGGGAGUGUGGCAGGAGAGGAAUGCUGAGAGUGCAAUUGAAGCUCUUAAGGAAUAUGAACCAGAAAUGGGUAAAGUUAUUCGUGAAGACAAGCAGGGCAUCCAGAGGGUCAGGGCGAGAGAAAUUGUUCCUGGUGACCUUGUGGAAGUAUCAGUUGGUGAUAAAGUGCCUGCUGAUAUUCGACUUGUGAAAAUAUAUUCUACCACUCUCCGGGUUGAUCAAUCUAUUCUGACUGGUGAAUCUGUGUCUGUUAUCAAGCAUACAGAUCCUAUACCUGAUACCAGGGCUGUCAACCAAGAUAAGAAAAAUAUCCUGUUUUCUGGUACAAACAUUGCAUCUGGUAAAGCUCAAGGUGUGGUAAUUGGAACUGGACUUGAUACUGCUAUUGGUAAAAUUCGUACAGAGAUGUCAGAAACAGAAGAUGUAAAAACACCACUGCAGCAGAAACUGGAUGAAUUUGGUGAACAGCUGUCUAAGGUGAUCUCUGUCAUCUGUGUUGCAGUGUGGGCUAUCAAUAUUGGUCAUUUUAAUGAUCCAGCCCAUGGAGGGUCCUGGAUUAAAGUAACAUUCACACUUGUGUUAACAGAAAAGCUGUUCACAAGAUCUGUACUCAACUGUUUUCUAUUUUUGAGGCUCAAUAACGUCCCCGCUGUGAUAACCACAUGCUUGGCUUUAGGAACUAGACGAAUGGCAAAAAAAAAUGCCAUAGUGAGGUCACUGCCAUCUGUAGAAACCCUUGGGUGUACAUCUGUCAUCUGUUCUGACAAGACAGGUACUUUGACAACCAAUCAGAUGUCUGUCAGUCGGCUCUUUGUUGUGGAAAAGGCCGAUGAAAACAGUGUUGCUCUUAGUGAGUUUGAAAUCACUGGCUCUACUUACGAACCUAUUGGAGAAAUAUUCAAGGAUGGAAACAAAGUCCGACCCAGUGAUUUUGAAGCACUGUAUGAAGUUGCAACAUGCUGUGUUAUGUGCAAUGAUUCCAGUGUUGAUUUCAAUGAAGUAA